Plasmodium falciparum 3D7 is the source of this 2049-nucleotide messenger RNA. RefSeq names its product putative methyltransferase. Gene Ontology annotation, molecular function: methyltransferase activity. The record is from RefSeq and is a predicted model, not a curated record. NCBI's taxonomy places the organism in Eukaryota, Apicomplexa, Aconoidasida, Haemosporida, Plasmodiidae.
AUGCAAGCAGAUAAAACGAAAAAGGGUAAAAACUUUAAGAUUCGCUAUUCUUCAAAAUGUAAAAGUAACAAAACAUGGAAGGACAAUAUAAGGAAUAGAAAAAAAGAGAACUCAAAAAAGUAUGAAAAAAAUAAUUUAAUGCAUGAUAGGAAUAUACAUAAACAUAUAUAUAUUGAUUAUUUAGAAUUAAGUAAAAAAUAUACAUUUUUAAAAAUAUUUUUACAUAAAAAUGAAAAGUCCACAAAUGUAUACUAUAACUUUGAACAAUCAAUUGCAGUAUAUUUUUUGAGUAAAUCUAUAUUAAAAGAAUAUUAUGAUCUAAAUUUUUAUAUGCCUUAUAUUAAAAAUGAUGAAAUUCAAAAUAACAUUAUUUUGGGUAAUAAUAGUUUUAAUACUAAUGAAUUUAUUUAUAGUAUAAAUGAAUUGAAAGAUAUAAAUUCUUUGAAAAAUAUCAUAUUAUUGUCAUAUAAAAAUUAUGAUGCGUAUUUAUUAAAUUUAAAAAAUGAUAGUAAUACAAAUUUGUCUUGUCGUCAAUAUGAUGAUUAUACCAUAACAUAUAAUAAUAACAUUAAUGAACAAAGAAAUGAUAUAUAUUGUAAAAAUACUUUUGAAUGUAAUAAAAAAAAUGAAAACAUUAUAUUACAAAAUGAUCAAGGGGGGAAAUUUCUCUGUCCAUGUGUUCCUGGGAGGGUAAAUUAUAUACACAUUUUAGCUGAUCUCACAGACAUGAACGAAUUAAACAACUUAAAGAAUAAUUUAAAUAGUAUAAAAAAUAAUGAUAAAUAUAUACCUGUUACAAAUAUAAAUGUAAAUAUAAAUAUAAAUAAUACGAAUAAAGUACAAAACAAUAUGUUCUUAUUAUAUGGUAAUAUAAUUAAAGUAUUAGAUAUAGGUGUAGGAGCUAAUUGUAUAUAUCCUCUUUUAGGGAAUAAUAUAUAUAAGUGGUCUUUUUUAGGUACUGAUAUAAAUAUCGAUUCUUUAAAAUAUAGUUUUAUAAAUAUUUUAAUAAAUAACAAAGAAAAUGAUAUUCAACUAAAAUAUCAAACAAAUAAAAGAAAUAUUUUUCAAAACAUUAUUAAUAAUUCGGAUUUGUUUUUUUUCUCCAUGUGCAAUCCACCAUAUUAUACCUUUAUUGAAGAGGUAAAUAAAAAUCCAUAUAGAAUGUUAGAAGCCAAUGUUGAUGAAGUGGUAUAUUAUUUGGGAGACCAAAAGGGGAUAAACAUAGAUAAUAAUAAUAAUGAUAAGGAAAAUAAUAAUAAUAAUAAGAAGAAAAAUAAUAAGAAGAAUAAGAAAAAUAGUAAUGAUCAUAAUAACCAUGUGGAUAAUAUGCAUGGAACUAAUAUAUUUAUAGAUAAUAUCCAUACGGAUGAUAUACAAACGCAUAAUAUAAAUUUAGAUAGAACUAUUUCGAGUGAAUUAGGGCCGAUAAAUACGGAAAACCAAAAAGAACAGAAAGUAGAAAGGGAAGAAGAAAAUAAUAUUACAAAGAUCAAAAUGGAAAAUUCUAAUCAUUGUUGUAAUAAUAAAAAUAUGAGCAAUCAAAUAAAUGAUGGUAAUAUAACAUCUUUUAAAAUAUCUAUAAACGAAGAAGAAGAAGAAGAAGAAGAAGAACAUAAUCUUAAUAAUACACCUUAUAUCAAUUCAACCCCAAAUUACAAUAAUAAUGGAGGAGAAUAUAAAUUUAUCAUGAAUAUGCUUGAGGAAAGUAUAUCUUAUUUUUUUAAUGUUAUAUGGUUUACGACAUUAGUAUCCAAGUUUAAAAAUGUUAAAUUAAUAAAAAAGGAAAUUAUCAAUUCAAUGAGAUUAUAUCAUGAAUACAAAAAAAAUCAAAUAUAUUUCCUUAAUUGUAUAAUAAAAGAAAAUCUAUAUUUUAAUCAAACUUUUGUUUUUAAAAAUAUACAAAAAAAAAUUCCACCUGUAUAUAUAGCGCAAUAUAGAAUAUUUGAAUCAUAUAGUGGAAAUAUAACGAGGUGGAUAAUAUGUUGGUCAUAUUAUAACCCUGAACAAAUAGAUGCUUUGAAGAAAUUAUAUUAUGAGAAAGCAAAAUGA